This is a messenger RNA of Vespa velutina, 2180 nucleotides long. RefSeq lists its product as uncharacterized. The transcript has 3 exons. Bases 104 to 577 code for a protein of 157 amino acids. Lineage: Eukaryota; Metazoa; Arthropoda; Insecta; Hymenoptera; Vespidae. The record is from RefSeq and is a predicted model, not a curated record.
AUAUACAUAUCUUUCUUUCUCGAUUAUGAUUCUCGAUGAGAGAUUUAAAACAAAUAUCUUAAUAAUCAAAUAAUACAAAUAUUAUUUGUGAAUAAAUUGAAAAAUGAGUACGACGAACGAGCGAUGUACAAAAUGUCAUGGCGAUCAUGAGACAGGUAGCAUUUACUGUCCAAAAUUUAACGAAAAGAGAAUAGCAGAUUCUACAAAAGUAUCAUCAGCGAAAUCAUUGGAUAACAGUUAUAUUGUGCAAAUAGUUUCCAUAGGUAUUCGGCCUGACAAUUUCUAUGAGGCGAAGAUGUUACUAGCACCGGAAAUCGAUAUGUCAUCUACGAAAAUAACUGUUAAGGGCAAUAAUCUUCGUGUGAGCGUUCAACGACAUUUAAAUAAAGAGUUUUCGGAUAUGAUACAAAAAUUGCCAUUUAAUGAUUUGUCUAAACAAAUCCUGAAACACCGAGAAAAUUUACUUAUUCCAGAGACCAUCGACAGCGACGAAGUUCGUGCUGUCGUUGACAAUAAACAUAGGAUGCUCAUUUUAACUGCCCCUACUAUUAAACCGAGCAAAAGAUUAAAAAUGUGAUAGAUCAAAAUAAGUUGUCAUCAAUGAUGCCAGCUAAUCGAAACAAAAGAAUUUAUCUAAUCGAAAAACCUAUUUCUAAAACAUUACCUGCAAAUGCCAAAUUAAGUUCUUCUAUAACUUAAUGCCUCAGUUUCCUGUAAUAAUUAUUCGUUAUUGAAUAUGGAAAAUUUGCCACAGCAUUGUUUGGACAACGCCAUACUGUUAAGACGAUAUGAUUAUAUAGAUCUCAAAAUGAUAUCGAGCGGAUUCAAAACACGAUUGAAAUUGAGUCAAAUCCCGGAUUUUUAUACUAUAAAUAGCAAAGAAUAUUUUGCUGUAAGUAAUAUACCAUUUGCUUUCGAUAUCCUAUAAAUUACCUUGAGUACGCGAUCUUUCUAUUCUUGACACGUGUUGUCUGCAUAUAUAUAUAUGGUGUAAAAAAAAAAAAAAUAAAUAAAAUAAAAUAAAAUAAAAUAAAAUAAAAAAAAAAAAAAAAAAAAUAAAUUGUAAGAAAUUAAAUAUAAUGCAGGCAGAAAUAAAGAUUGAAGGAUUUAAAGUAAGUACUGCUGCUCUAGCAACGGAAAAUGUUUUGAAUAUUAAAUUACAAGAAUUGGGUGGUCGACGUCACGUUAGAAAUAUUAACUUUUUCAUUCCAACGGAAGCAAACGCAAAAGUUGCAUCUAUUGAAGUAUUCGAUGAUAAUACCAUUUUUAUGAGAGUACCACUUGUAGGAAAUUUUUAAAUUUUGUAUCGACAUACAACAAAAAAUACCCUUUAUAUAUAUAUACACAUACAUAUAUAUAUAUAAAAAAUAUUUUAACGAUGAUCGAAAUAUAAAUUUUGUUGUUGUGUCUCUUUCCACAUUUUAUUUAUAUUGAAAUAAAAAUCUUGGAUUAACGACAAAAACUCCUUAAUCAUUUUUAUUUGGCUGGCGGGCUCUUAGCUUUUGUUGCCUGCGCAUCCAACGUUUUCGUCGGCUCUGGUUUUGCAGCUUUAGCUGGUGCCGAGGCUGCUUUCUUCGGAGCUUUAGGUUUCUUCGCUUUAAGCGCUUUAACCGCCAGAAUUUGCUUGGUUCUUCUUUCUUUAAGCCUUUUAGCUUUAAGUGCUGGUGCAUUCUUGGGAAGUUCGAUCUAAAUGGAAUAAAAUAUUUUCAUAUAUGUACUUCAAACUUUCGCACAAUGGUGUUAAAGUAUCAAUUGAUAUUAUUAUUAUUAUUAUACUUACUCCUCGUUUUUCAGCCAAGAGCAAAUCUUUCUCAUAUUGUCGCCUCUGUGCUGUUAAAAUUGCUGCACGUUUCAAUACUGCAGCAUAUGGAUUCAGACGCAACAUUGCACGUGUAUUAUUCAAUGGGUUCAGUUUCUUCACCCUGCGUACUAUCUUCUUUCUGUAAUUUGAAUAUUAUACAAUUUAUAUAUUAUUUAGAAAUUGCCAAAAAGAAUGAAGUUAGUUUUCCUUCAAUUCUAUCAGUAAUGGUUAAAAAUUAUAAUCACUGUCAGUCAACAACACGGACCUUAAAAUCAUCAUUUAAAUAUUUAAAAAAGAAUUAAUAAUUUAAUAUUAAUUUAUACAUAUAUAUAUGUAUAUAUAUUCGACAUUUAUUUGUAUUAAAAAUAUUACCUUGGAG